UAAAAGUGUGUGACUGAAUUCCCGAUGCAAGAUGGCUGCGUCCAUGGCUCGGCGUUUAUGGCUUCUCUUAGUUCGUCGAGAGUUCCGGCCCGGGGGAAGUUGCAUGUGCAUUCCGAAUCCAAAGAGAAGUUUUGCUACGGAGAAACGGCAACGGAACCUCUUGUACGAGCACGCGCGCGAGGGGUACAGCGCUCUGCCUCACCUGGACAUGGAGCCUCUGUGCGCAUGCCCAGAAGAGGCGGCGCGCUUACUGGAGCUCCGCAAGGGGGAGCUGCGACCGGCCGACCUACCCGCGAUCAUUUCCACAUGGCAAGAGCUGCAGCAGCUGCAGAAGCAGAUCCGGAGACUGGAGGCAGAGAAGGAGGCUGUGGCUGAGGCUGUGCGGAGCCUGCUGGUAAACAACAACAGCAGCCAAGUGCAGAAGGACCCCCAGUACUUAGGUCUGAGGACACAGGGCCGGGAAAUCCGGAUGCAGCUCUCACUCCUCUACCCCAGAGAGACCCAGCUGGAAGAGCAGUUCUACCUGCAGGCCUUGAAGCUGCCCAACCAGACUCACCCAGAUGUGCCCGUCGGGGAUGAGAGCCAUGCCCGAGUGCUCCGUGUGGUCGGAGACAAACCAGCUUUCUCCUUCCGACCCCGGGGCCACCUGGAAAUUGGCGAGAAACUUAACAUCAUCCGCCAAAGGCGCCUGUCCCACGUGUCGGGCCAUCGCUCCUACUACCUGCGAGGCGCUGGGGCCCUCCUGCAGCAUGGGCUGGUCAGCUUCACUCUCAGCAAGCUCGUGCGCCGGGGCUUCAUUCCCAUGACGGUGCCAGACCUCCUGCGGGGAGCCGUGUUUGAAGGCUGCGGGAUGACCCCCAAUGCCAACCCCUCUCAAAUCUACAACAUCGACCCCGCGCGCUUCCCAGACCUCAACCUGGCCGGGACGGCAGAGGUGGGUCUGGCAGGCUACUUCAUGGACCACGCCGUGGCCUUCAGGGACCUGCCAAUCAGGAUGGCAUGCUCCAGUACCUGCUACCGGGCCGAGACAGACACAGGGAAGGAGCCCUGGGGGCUGUACCGGGUCCACCAUUUCACCAAAGUGGAGAUGUUUGGGGUGACAGGCCCCGGGCUGGAGCAGAGCUCGCAGCUGCUUGAUGAGUUCCUGGCCCUGCAGGUGGAACUGCUGACUGAGCUGGGCCUGCACUUCCGGGUCUUGGACAUGCCCACCCAGGAACUGGGCCUUCCUGCCUACCGGAAGUUUGAUAUUGAGGCUUGGAUGCCAGGCCGAGACUGCUUUGGAGAGGUCACCAGCGCCUCCAACUGCACGGAUUUCCAAAGUCGCCGGCUGCAUAUCAUGUUCCAGACCGAGGCUGGAGAGCUACAGUUCGCCCACACGGUGAAUGCCACGGCCUGUGCUGUUCCCCGACUCCUUAUUGCCCUCCUAGAGAACAACCAGCAAAAGGACGGGUCGGUCCUCGUGCCCCCUGCCCUCCAGCCCUAUGUGGGCAGCGAUCGGAUUACAGCCCCCACGCACGCACCACUCCUGUACAUCGGCCCCAAUCAGCCCCAGAAGCCCCGGCUCCCCGGCCAGCCGGCGUCCAGCUGAGGACUGGCUGAGCCCAGCCAGUGGGGCUUGUCACCAAUUCCUGGGACUCCAGAGGCCAGGAUACCUGGGGACCUGCAUCCCUGAGCCCAUUCCAACCUCAGCAUCUUGAGUGCCUGGACUUCAAGAUCUUCCUUCCUCCUCUUCUUCCUCAGCCCUCAGAACCAGACAGCAGCGCUGAGCACUGCAGCCCAGCCUGCACAAGGAGGCAGGAUAUCCAGGGGUGGGAAGUUGAAGGUCCCCUAAUAAAUGGUCAAAACAAA
Molecule: messenger RNA, 1848 nt
Organism: Dipodomys spectabilis (banner-tailed kangaroo rat)
Lineage: Eukaryota; Metazoa; Chordata; Mammalia; Rodentia; Heteromyidae
Gene: Sars2
Product: seryl-tRNA synthetase 2, mitochondrial
Exons: 16
Coding region: 32-1588 (518 amino acids)
Biological process (GO): mitochondrial seryl-tRNA aminoacylation
Cellular component (GO): mitochondrion
Molecular function (GO): serine-tRNA ligase activity; tRNA binding; ATP binding
Source: RefSeq, a predicted model, not a curated record